This is a messenger RNA of Capra hircus (goat), 1104 nucleotides long. Its product is annotated as galactoside 2-alpha-L-fucosyltransferase 2-like. Gene Ontology annotation, molecular function: galactoside 2-alpha-L-fucosyltransferase activity. Gene Ontology annotation, biological process: carbohydrate metabolic process. The record is from RefSeq and is a predicted model, not a curated record. Lineage: Eukaryota; Metazoa; Chordata; Mammalia; Artiodactyla; Bovidae. Gene Ontology annotation, cellular component: membrane.
AUGUGGGACGUGAGAGCCGUUGCCCCGCAGCGGCCCGCAGCUGGACAUCCCCGAGUAGGCUGGCCCAGAAAGCUCAAGACAGCCGCCAGGAGAUUCUGGGCCACCUGCCCUUCCUCGUCCACCAUCUGCUUCCUCUUUGUCAUCUUUGCGGUGUCCACCAUUUUCCACUGCCACCGGCGCCUGGCCCUGGUGCCCACUCCUUGGGCCUAUGCAGGUCGCGUGGUCUUGUUCCCCAGACACCUGCCGGCGGGGGGCGUGUUCACCAUCAACGCCAAAGGCCGCCUGGGGAACCAGAUGGGGGAGUACGCCACCCUGUACGCCCUGGCCAAGAUGAACGGGCGCGCCGCCUUCAUCCCGCCCCAGAUGCACAGCACGCUGGCCCCCAUCUUCCGAAUCACACUCCCGGUCCUGCACGACGCCACGGCCAGGAGCGUCCCCUGGGAGAACUACUACCUGAACGACUGGAUGGAGGAGCAGUACCGCCACAUCCCGGGGGUAGUGCGCCUCACCGGCUACCCCUGCUCCUGGACCUUCUACCACCACCUCCGCGCCGAGAUCCUCCGGGAGUUCACCCUGCACGCCCACGUGCGUGAGGAGGCCCAGAACUUCCUGCGGGGUCUGCGAGUGAAUGGCAGCCGGCCGAGCACCUACGUGGGGGUGCACGUGCGCCGAGGGGACUACGUCCGCGUCAUGCCCACCGUGUGGAAGGGCGUGCUGGCCGACCGGGACUACCUGCAGCAGGCCCUGGGCUGGUUCCGCGCUCGCCACCGCAGCCCGCUCUUCGUGAUCACCAGCGACGACAUGGCCUGGUGCCGGAGGAACAUCAACAGCUCCCACCAGGACGUGUUGUUUGCGGGCAACGGCCGCCAGGGCUCGCCGGCCAGGGACUUCGCGCUCCUCACGCAGUGUAACCACACCGUCAUCACCGUGGGCACCUUCGGCAUCUGGGCCGCCUACCUCACUGGGGGGAGCACCGUCUACCUGGCCAACUUCACCCUGCCUGGCUCCCGAUUCCGCAUGAUCUUUAAGCCCCAGGCAGCCUUCCUGCCCGAGUGGGUAGGCAUCGCAGCCAACCUGGGGCAGGCCAGAGAGAGCCACCCCUAG